Molecule: messenger RNA, 1552 nt
Organism: Pseudoliparis swirei
Lineage: Eukaryota; Metazoa; Chordata; Actinopteri; Perciformes; Liparidae
Gene: snf8
Product: SNF8 subunit of ESCRT-II
Exons: 8
Coding region: 172-948 (258 amino acids)
Biological process (GO): protein transport to vacuole involved in ubiquitin-dependent protein catabolic process via the multivesicular body sorting pathway
Cellular component (GO): ESCRT II complex
Source: RefSeq, a predicted model, not a curated record
AGUAGUUUACGUCAGUUGCACGAAAGUUGCAGUUCGGUUCGAACUAAUUUGCGGUUCCUUAAAAUGUUUGUUUUCCAGAGUAUACGUUAUUAGCGGACUGAUAACGUAAAAGAUAAAGAUACCGUUUCGUACAGAUUCCGCUUUUUAACGUUUGCACCGGACGCCAGCAGAAUGCGCCGGAGAGGAGUGGGCGCGGGAGCUAUCGCCAAAAAGAAGCUCGCAGAGGCCAGGUAUAAGGAAAGAGGAAAUGUUCUUGCGGAGGACCAAAUUGUCCAAAUGUCGAAGCAGUUGGAGACCUUCAAGUCCAACCUGGAGGAGUUUGCCAGCAAACACAAACAAGAAAUCCGAAAGAACUCCCAGUUCAGGGUUCAGUUUCAGGAGAUGUGUGCCACCAUUGGCGUUGACCCACUUGCCUCUGGCAAAGGGUUUUGGUCCGAGAUGCUCGGCGUAGGUGAUUUCUACUAUGAGCUCGGCGUCCAGAUUAUUGAAGUGUGUCUGGCCCUGAAACACAGAAAUGGAGGGCUCAUUACUUUGGACGAACUCCAUCAGAGAGUACUAAAGGGAAGAGGUAAAUACGCGCAGGAUGUGAACCAAGAUGACUUGAUAAGAGCCAUAAAGAAAUUGAAGGUGAUGGGGAACGGCUUUGGGAUGAUCCCUGUGGGAGGUUCUUACUUGGUCCAGUCGGUCCCAGCUGAGCUCAACAUGGACCACACUGUAGUCCUGCAGCUGGCCGAGAAAAAGGGCUUUGUCACAGUGAGCGAGAUCAAGGCCAGUCUGAAGUGGGAGAAGGAACGGGCGUGUCACGUCCUGGACCACCUGCUGAAAGAGGGCCUGGCCUGGUUGGACUCUCAAGCAGCAGAAGAAGCGCAGUACUGGCUGCCCGCUCUCUUCUCCGAGUUAACCUCCCGUGACGUCACACCGGAGGAGGCCAAUCAGAUGACGCCUUGAGAGAAAGAAAACGGGGUGUCGGAGCCCGGUGGGCGGAUCUUCCCUCCGAGAUCACGUUCUGGAGAACUAUGCAACGAGGACUCUGGCGUUGCACAGGGAUAUCGACGCAGACAGACAUGGAAUAUUUUUUUCAUUCUUUCAUAUAUAUGAAGAAUAACUUCACAUUCUACCACUUGUUUUUUUAAUUUUUUAUUCCUUCAGCAGAACCGUUUCCAUACAUUCACUGAAAUCAACUCAGUCACAGUAGAUCAGUUUCCCUUGAAGAGUGCAGUUAUGCUGUAAAAUAAGAAUUGUGGUUAAAAUGUUUAAUGUGCCAUGUAUUAUCUAAAAUUCUAAUAUAACUUUUUCUUCUUCAAACAGAUAAUUCCUCGACUCUUUCAUAUUUAGUCUCUCGAGCUAAAGAGCUCACAUGUUUUACUCUCACGUCUUUCCUAUUAAGUCGUUGUGGUGAUCGAGGGGUUAAGUUCAAACAACUGAGUUGUUCCAAAUUGAUUUACGGACGUAUUUUGGGCUAAUUCGACUGGCAACAAUCAUUUAUAUGAGACUGAUUGGUGCAAUCUUUAAAUUCAGUGUAAAUAAUUAAAUUCAGACUUUUUGAAUUGUC